Encephalitozoon cuniculi GB-M1 is the source of this 612-nucleotide messenger RNA. RefSeq names its product Rab GTPase. The record is from RefSeq and is marked provisional. The transcript has a single exon. Gene Ontology annotation, molecular function: GTP binding; GTPase activity. NCBI's taxonomy places the organism in Eukaryota, Fungi, Microsporidia, Unikaryonidae. The coding region runs from base 1 to 612 and encodes 203 amino acids.
AUGGCUGCCCUGAGGAUAGACUAUCGCUACAAGAUAAUAGUCCUUGGAGAGAGCGACGUGGGAAAGACAUGCCUUCUGCACAAGUACAAGGAGGAUGACUUCAAGCAGUCUCUGAUGACAACGAUCGGGGUGGACACCGUCUCAAAAAGCAUAGUUCUGAACGGAAAGAAUAUCAUGCUCAACAUCUGGGACACGGCAGGUCAAGAAAGGUUCUUUUCGAUAACAAAGAGCUACUAUAGAAAUGCAGACGGGAUACUCCUCAUCUUCGACAUCAGCGACGAGAGGACCUUUUCAUGUGUGGAUAGAUGGUUUGGGCGCAUAAGAGAAGAGACAGGAAAUGUCCCUCUGUUCCUUGUUGGAAACAAGAGGGAUAAGGUGGAUAGCGCUAUGUACCAUGAGAUGGAGGGCAGAUUCAAGAACAAGGCAGAUGAAAUGCGGGCCAGGUAUUACACGACAAGCGCCAAGACGGGUGAGAAUGUAAACAAUAUCUUCGAGGAUAUGGCAAUGGUCCUCCUCAAGAAGCAGACCCUGGGGCAGAAGUGGGAGGCGGGAAGUCUGUACGACCCGUCGGUAGGCGGGCCAAAUAGAAAGACCAAUGGCAGGUGCUGCUGA